Rasamsonia emersonii CBS 393.64 is the source of this 1218-nucleotide messenger RNA. Its product is annotated as TBC domain protein. The record is from RefSeq and is a predicted model, not a curated record. The transcript is spliced from 3 exons. Gene Ontology annotation, biological process: positive regulation of GTPase activity; endoplasmic reticulum to Golgi vesicle-mediated transport. Lineage: Eukaryota; Fungi; Ascomycota; Eurotiomycetes; Eurotiales; Trichocomaceae. Gene Ontology annotation, molecular function: GTPase activator activity. Bases 1 to 1218 code for a protein of 405 amino acids. Gene Ontology annotation, cellular component: endoplasmic reticulum membrane.
AUGGACGGGAAUUUCCAAGACUCAUCUGGGGAUGAGGCUAUGGAGAAAUCGGUCGACGUAGAGACUCCGGCAGACCCAGAUCCUAAGGAUUUGAAACGAGAAGAUAUUCAACGAGCAUGCAAAGAACGUGACGUCGAAGCGCUGGUGGAGCAUGCGACUUCGAAAGAUGGCUUGCUGGAUGAUGAGCUUCGUCAAUCAGCAUGGCCCAUCCUCUUAGGAUGCGAUCAGACUGCAGAGACAGCAGAUGCUCCAGCAUGGAAUGAUCUACCGCGGCAUCGGGACGAGGACCAAGUCAAGCUGGAUGUGGACCGGUCCUUUGUAUACUAUCCGAACUGUCCACAGAAGGAGCUCUGUGACAGGAAGCAGGAGCUCUCAGAUUUGAUCACAGAGACUCUCCGAAGAUAUCCCAUGCUUUGUUACUUUCAGGGGUAUCACGACAUCGCGCAGGUGCUGCUCCUAGUCUUGGGUACGCAACUAGCUCGUCAGGCAUUUGUGCGAGUGUCCCUUUUCCGAAUCCGAGACUACAUGCUUCCCUCGCUCUCUCCUGCCGUGAAGCACCUUCAGCUGAUCCCUGCUAUACUGGAGAGCACGGACCCUAAGUUGCGCCGACAUCUGGCGGGGACGCAACCGUUCUUCGCACUGGCAGCCACCCUGACCUGGUAUGCUCACGACAUCCAGGAGUAUGGAGACAUUGCGCGGCUCUAUGACUUCUUACUCGCACACGAGCCGGUGGUGGCCAUCUAUCUCUUUGCGGCCAUCAUACUGUCCCGCAGGAAAGAGCUCUUGACCAUCCCGGUGCGCGAACCAGAGAUACUUCACUUCACGCUUUCCAAGCUUCCUCAGCCUCUCGAUCUCGAAGGACUGAUUAUCAGCUCUCUGGAAUUGUAUCGCGCCCACCCUCCUGAAUCCCUGCCAUUUCGAGCUUGGCAGCGGAUAUCGCGGCAUAGCGCCCUCAAGACAUCGCGGAAACUCGCGCUCGACAGCCCGACAGAGGAGGCCGAAAAGCUGUUCGAUCUGCAAACACGGGAGCUGCGGCGCGAAGAGUUCCGAAAGAGGACGUAUGCCGUGAUGUGGAGGUACCGAAAACCGGCCGGUUCUGUCGCGUUAGCAAUACUGAUCGGACUGGUCUCCUUUUACAUCCGGCGGAAUGGCCUCGACACAUCGAUUUGGAACUACGUCGGCAAGUUCAAGGAAGCAUUUCACUAUGCGAGGUGGUAG